AUCGAGCCCCAAAAAUAUAGGAAUCUGCAAAAGCAGCGCCCUACUUUACAACGACCUCCCCGUGACCUCUUACGAAUUUGAAGGUUGCGAAUUUUCUGACAUUCAAAUUAUCAGCGAUUUAGUCCUACUGUGCCGGUCAAAAAACUAGUAUUAAUUUCCGUUUAAGCAGAAGAUUAAUCAUGCCAAUCAAGAGUAUAUACGCGAGACAAAUCUUCGAUUCCAGAGGAAACCCCACUGUUGAGGUCGACUUGGUGACUGAUUUGGGGCUUUUCAGAGCUGCUGUGCCAUCUGGAGCAAGUACAGGUGUGCACGAAGCCUUGGAGCUCAGGGAUGGAGACAAGGAAAACUACCACGGCAAGGGUGUCAGCAAGGCCGUGAACAACAUCAACAAAACCAUCUCACCCGCUCUAGUGAAGGCCAACCUGGAAGUCACCCAGCAAAAGGAGAUCGAUGAGUUCAUGAUCAAACUGGACGGUACAGACAACAAGUCCAAGUUCGGAGCUAACGCCAUCUUGGGAGUUUCCCUAGCUGUGUGCAAAGCGGGAGCAGCCAAACGAGGCAUCCCUCUGUACAAACACAUAGCCGAUCUGGCUGGAAACAAAAACUUGGUUCUGCCCGUGCCCGCUUUCAAUGUUAUCAACGGUGGAUCCCACGCUGGCAAUAAGUUGGCUAUGCAGGAAUUCAUGUUGCUUCCCACCGGUGCCUCAAACUUCACCGAAGCCAUGAAGAUGGGUUCGGAGGUGUACCAUCACCUGUCCAAGGUAAUAAAGGAAAAAUACGGUCAGGACGCCACGUCCGUAGGAGAUGAAGGUGGUUUCGCACCCAACAUCCAGAACAACAAGGAAGCUUUGAACCUUCUGAACGACGCCAUCGCCAAGGCUGGUUACACCGGAAAAGUGGAGAUCGGUAUGGAUAUCGCCGCCUCCGAAUUCUUCAAGGAUGGGCUCUACGAUUUGGACUUCAAGAACCCCAACUCCAACAAGAACGACUGGGUGCCCUACGAGAAGCUGACCGACAUGUACAAAGACUUCAUCAAGGAUUUCCCAGUAAUAAGUAUCGAAGAUCCCUUCGACCAGGACCAUUGGGAAGCCUGGGCCGCUUUGACCGCUGGCACCAACAUCCAAAUCGUCGGCGACGACUUGACUGUCACCAAUCCAACCAGGAUCCAAACCGCCAUCGAGAAGAAAGCCUGCAAUUGCUUGUUGUUGAAGGUGAACCAGAUCGGUACAGUUACCGAGUCAAUAAACGCUCACCUUCUGGCCAAGAGGAACGGAUGGGGCACCAUGGUUUCUCACAGAUCCGGAGAGACUGAAGACACCUUCAUUGCCGAUAUGGUUGUGGGACUUUCUACUGGACAGAUCAAAACAGGUGCCCCUUGCAGAUCGGAGAGGUUGGCCAAAUACAACCAGAUACUGCGUAUCGAAGAAGAAUUGGGAGCUGGCGCGAAGUUUGCCGGAAAGAACUUCAGGAAACCCCAAGCGGUCGAGUGUAGAUGUGGUGGCAAAUAAGGAAUUGUACCCAAAUUUUGCAUGACAAAUGAACAAGAAGAGUUUUUAUUUGGAAUUGGUAAAAUAUAAUGAGUUGUAUACAAUAAAUUUAAUAUUUUUAAAUCCUCAUUUUAAUUUAUUUAAUGCCACGUUAUUUUGGAAAUAAAGUUAUUUCUCUGUGA
This is a messenger RNA of Harmonia axyridis, 1669 nucleotides long. It is a transcript of the gene Eno, whose product is annotated as enolase. Gene Ontology annotation, molecular function: phosphopyruvate hydratase activity; magnesium ion binding. The transcript is spliced from 6 exons. The record is from RefSeq and is a predicted model, not a curated record. The coding region runs from base 180 to 1508 and encodes 442 amino acids. Gene Ontology annotation, cellular component: phosphopyruvate hydratase complex. Gene Ontology annotation, biological process: glycolytic process. Lineage: Eukaryota; Metazoa; Arthropoda; Insecta; Coleoptera; Coccinellidae.